This is a messenger RNA of Grus americana (Whooping crane), 4251 nucleotides long. RefSeq names its product RAB4A, member RAS oncogene family (gene RAB4A). The record is from RefSeq and is a predicted model, not a curated record. The transcript is spliced from 8 exons. Gene Ontology annotation, cellular component: endosome. Lineage: Eukaryota; Metazoa; Chordata; Aves; Gruiformes; Gruidae. Bases 205 to 861 code for a protein of 218 amino acids. Gene Ontology annotation, molecular function: GTP binding; GTPase activity. Gene Ontology annotation, biological process: regulation of endocytosis; Rab protein signal transduction.
CGCCGGAGGGCGAGGCGGCCUGGGUGCGCGUGCGCAGCUGCGGCCGUUGCUGGCGGGGCUGAGCCGAGCGGGGCCGGGGCGUCGGUGGCCUGUCCGCUUCCCUCCCGGCUCGCCCGCUCGGCUCUGCCGGGCCGCGAGCCUCCGCCGGUUAGCACCGUCCCCGGGCAGGGGAGGAAAGGGGGGGAGGGGCUCGCCGCUCCCGAAAUGUCGCAGACUGCCAUGUCCGAGACCUACGAUUUCCUGUUUAAGUUCUUGGUCAUAGGAAAUGCUGGAACUGGGAAAUCCUGUUUACUACACCAAUUUAUUGAAAAGAAAUUCAAAGAUGACUCAAAUCAUACUAUAGGAGUGGAAUUUGGUUCAAAGAUCAUAAAUGUUGGUGGUAAAUACGUAAAAUUGCAGAUAUGGGACACAGCAGGACAAGAGAGAUUCAGGUCUGUAACAAGGAGUUACUAUAGAGGAGCUGCGGGUGCUUUGCUUGUCUAUGAUAUAACCAGCCGGGAAACCUACAAUGCGCUUACUAAUUGGUUGACGGAUGCAAGAAUGUUAGCAAGUCAAAAUAUUGUGAUAAUACUGUGUGGAAACAAAAAGGAUCUUGACGCAGAUCGUGAAGUUACUUUUUUAGAAGCAUCCCGGUUUGCACAAGAAAAUGAGCUGAUGUUCUUGGAAACAAGUGCACUAACAGGGGAGAAUGUUGAAGAGGCCUUUGUACAGUGUGCAAGAAAAAUACUCAAUAAAAUUGAAUCAGGAGAACUGGAUCCAGAAAGAAUGGGCUCAGGUAUUCAGUAUGGAGACGCUGCCUUGAGACAGCUGAGAUCACCACGUAGAGCACAAGCACAAAGUGCUCAGGAAUGUGGGUGUUAAAGAAACAAAACACAAAAUCCCAAAUACUUACUUUAGAUACAGAAGCUGUCCUUGCAAAUGGUGUUUGAAGAAACAGGAAAGCUUGAAGGCUAUACAGUUUCUAGAAACAUCUUUCCACUAUCUACAGACAGAGCAGACCACUGCUGACAGAAAGGCAUGCUGCGUGGUGUGGGGCAAGAAUGUUCACAUGACACAAGUGUCUGCAAAGCAACUUCAUAAUUCGGUGGACAAUAUUAAGACUCGUACCUGUAUGUAAACAUUUUCCAUUACCUAUUUUUGUUCUUUCACCUCUAGUUUAAAUCAUUGCUAUAUACUGUAAAUAAUGUAACAGUAAAUUUACAAAGCAUGUUAUACUUAUGUAUGCUGAUAGAACUUUGCACUACAAGCAGUUUAAUAUUUUAUUUUUUUUAUCAUAUAAACAAAUUUAACUGAGGUAGGCUUUGUCAUGUUUGUUUGUUGCACAAUAGUUUAUAUUUACAACCUGAAUUAUAAAACCACUGGCACUGUCAGUGAGGGGUGUUGCUUUUAUUUUUUCCUUAGUUUGCCACCUUCUAACAAGCUGUUGACAUGACUGAUUCUCAGCACAUGGUUAGGUCCCAUACUGACGUUUACUAAUAUGUCAAGUUGGAAAAGUAAUUUUUAUGGAUGUUCACUAUCCUGUUUUAUCACAGUUCUUAACUAAAUUCUGAAGCUCUUUUCUCAAACUUCAAAAGUUUAGAAAAAAUACUUUCAAGUCUCUCAAAUGGUUGUUGACUGACUUGGAUUUUUUUUUUCUGGGUCCUGAUGUUUUGUAUAGCACUGGCAUCACCAAGGUGGGAUGUAUACAUGAACAGAACUAUGCAUCUUCUAUAUGCGUUGUAAUUCUAGGGCAGGAACUUAUAAAGAAUUAUCACAGGAGGAGUUCUCCUAUCACAGAGCAGUUAGCUAUGGAAAUACGAUCUCUGUUGAAGCAUACCUGGUGAGGUACAAACUGAACCCAAAUGGGUGGUUCUAAAGUAACCUGAAUAUAUGAAAUUUAAAAUACUAAUGUAUUUUUCUUAUACAUUCAUAAAGUACAAUUAAGAACUUGAAUUUUAAAAUUAGACUUUAGGGUUAGGGAUUUACAGUCUGUCUUGCUGAAGCUCUACCUUUGAACUUCAUGUGAGUGUGCUGUAUGUAAUGCUGUUCACAUUGCCCCCAGGAGACUCAUGUGAUGGAAGGAAAAAACCAAGUGUACUACUUAUGUAGUUCUUUCCUCCUGUGAAACUCAUCAAGGGGAAUUUCAGCAUUGGUACUGAUUUUUUUUCUCUUCCCUCCUAUGUUAAAAGACACACUCAGACUUUCUUUCCUGCCCUCUUUUUAUUGUGGGGAAGAGGCAUGGGGCAAGAGAUUAUGAAUCCUGUCCCCAUUCCUCAACUGGAGACAGAAGAGGAAGAGACUUGCAGAAGGUCCAAAGAGGGAGGACUGAACCACAAGUAUUGCAUAUCAUUUUUACAGUGCCAUGACAACUGAUCAGGUAAGAGACCUGUGGCUUUUGUUUUGCCAGAUAAGGAGCUGCAGAACUAAGCUGGUGUUUCUGGAGGCAGCUGGAUUCAACUGACUGGGGCGGGGGGCAACUUCACUUGCACUGAUGGAAAUCACUAGGGACAUUUUUACCUAGUUACUUGUAUAACUAGGAAUGGAGUGUCUCCUUGGAAGUGCAAAUUAACACAAAAUAAUUAAUUCGAUCAGAACUCAGUAGGUCAAACAUGCUCAGAAGGUCAAACAUGCUUUAUUAUUUUGUAGAUACUAAUCUUUUCUAUUUAAGGGUCACUUGUCAAAUGCAUGUUUAACAGAAAACUGAUAAUUUAGAGGGCAGUUAAAGCACAAGAGCAAAGCAAGAAUGCUGCACAGAGGUACACCAUUUUUCAUGGAAUUAGAAUUAUGUUUGUUUAAAACUAUUCCCUUAGUCCUGACAUUUUGGUUCAAAUGGAUGCUUAUCUGAAAAUUAUAUACCUUAGGUCAUCUCUGAAUUAAAAGUAAUUAAGUUUACUUUGUACUUGAAAAGCCUAGGUUUAGUUUUAAAAAACCUGUUGGGUCCAAAGACUUUGUUAUAUCUGCUAUCUAUCUUGUUAUAUUUCAGAUUGGAUUUAUUAGAUAACUGAUAACAAUUAUUCCCAAGGAGUAUGCUCUUCCUGAUAAGACUGUAAAGUAUUUUUGCAGCUGCUUAACUGUGCAUUUACAAGAACAUCAAAGAACUCCAAAGAAACUUACCUGUCUUAAUCCUUACUCAACUUAUUUGGGCUUUCACUACUCAGAACUGGAAGUAAUUACCAAAAGCAAGUCCUCUGAAGUAGAUGUUGGAUGUAGUUGUCUUCUACCAGUCCAAAUGGUGUAUUAUUCAACUGAGAUGUGUUUGUGCCAGAGUUGGGGGGAGGGAGGGCAUUGAUUCUGAAACCCCAAGCCAGUUCUGUGAAAGGAUGAGAUUUUGGGGAGUCUGUUCCCUGCCCCCCCAAGAACCAUGAUCAGAGUGUGGUCUACUAAUGCAAGUGGAAGCUGAGCACUUGCCAGCUGUGACAUAGCACAAGUACAGCUAGAGGUCUCUCUCCUGUCACUGUUACAAGGGUUGAGGGGGCACAGGCUGUCAAUCAAAAUUUCUUUCCAUUAUUACAGUAGCAGUUAAAAGGAGCAGUUGACUGUUACUUAAUUCUGUUGCUUUUAAAUAGAAAUUUUAGGGGUUUGGCAGGGAUUUUCUUAUACUACUUCCUGUCCUUUUCCUUUUGUGUAUGGCCUCUUUUGUAUACUCAGUUCCUAUGAUCAUUUUGGUCAAGUGUCUGUGGUUAGGAAGCAGUAAGCACAGUUUUAUUCCUUCUGUAACCAACUGUCUUAAGCUGUCCCUUUCCUACCUGCAAGGAAAGAAUAAUGUCAUUAUAAUGAGUUUUGACAUGUUUUUACCAUUUUUUUAAUGUAUAUUCUUACUGUAUACACAUUAACCAGGUUAAUGUGCAUGUUUUAUAGUAUUGCAACCUUUUAUGCUGCAUAUCUCAUUGACACUUUAAAAGGAAACUUUCUAAAAUGGCAAUUCCUGAGGGAAAUACUGUUGGAAGCAAUAGCUCUCACCAGUGCAAGCUAUAUUGUUUACUAUUUCUCCUCUGAGGGUUUUUUAUUUCUAAAAAUAAACAUCAUGCCAAUAACAGCCCUAGAGUAGAAUUUAAGCUUUAGCAUUAUAGCUUACCUAAAUAGCAAGUGAUAAAUAGGUUAAAUUGUGGAUGCUUUUAGUGUAAAACUCUUACUUCACCAAAGCAAGAUGGCUUGGAGUUUUAUAUGAAAUAAUACUGGGUACCCAUAUCCUGUGAUUUACUGGAUGUGGAGCUUUAGCUGUUGAGACCUUCAAAAGAUUUCAAUGUCUUAAUUAAAGCCUAUGCCUUGCCU